This is a messenger RNA of Hippocampus comes (tiger tail seahorse), 1689 nucleotides long. It is a transcript of the gene rnf141, whose product is annotated as ring finger protein 141. Bases 166 to 852 code for a protein of 228 amino acids. Gene Ontology annotation, molecular function: ubiquitin-protein transferase activity. Gene Ontology annotation, biological process: protein autoubiquitination. Lineage: Eukaryota; Metazoa; Chordata; Actinopteri; Syngnathiformes; Syngnathidae. The record is from RefSeq and is a predicted model, not a curated record. The transcript is spliced from 6 exons.
AAUUGAACGUGCUCAACGUCAUCACAGUGCGACAUAUUCGUAUGAAACAAAACAGAAGCUUUCUGUGGGCAACUUUGCUCAAUAGUCACCGGAGGUGUUUACAUUUAGAUUUGAAUGACUGCAGUACUGUUGUGCUAGCGUCACCUGCUGCUUGCUGCCUCUGGGAUGGGCCAGCAGAUCUCAGGUCAGGCGGCGCGUCUCCCUGAGAAGUUGCUCAAACACGUCGGCUUGGUGCGAGACAUCUGCUACCUCACCUACGAGGAGUUUUUGGCCAGGGUGGCCGAGCUCAAUGACUUGACUGCUAAACUAGCUGCAGGGCAACACAAGCACCUGCUGUUUGAGGUCCAGCCGGGAUCGGAUGCCAGCGCCUUGUGGAAGGUGUCUGCCAGGAUCGUUUGCACCAAGAUCAACAAGGACAACGGCGUAGUGGAGGCGUCACGCAUCAUGAACCUGUACCAGUUCAUCCAACUGUACGGCGACAUGACCAGUCAGGCCGCCGGCGUGCUGGCUGCAGAGGGCGCCGCCGCCACCCUGACCACCGAGGCCUCUUCCGCGCCGCCUCUUGCCCCCGACGCCUGUCAGGCCAGCAUGUGGAUGGGCAGAGUGAAGGAGUUGACGGACGACGAGGAAUGCUGCAUCUGUAUGGACGGGAAGGCCGACCUCAUCCUGCCGUGCACUCACAGCUUCUGCCAGAAGUGCAUCGAUAAAUGGAGCCGCAACUGCCCCAUGUGCCGCCUGCAGGUGACCGCCGCCAGCGAGUCGUGGGUGAUGUCCGACUUCCCCACUGAAAAUGACAUGGUGGGAUACAUCCUCAACCUGGCCGACGAGGCGGGACACCCGCAUCGGCCUUAACGCAACAAGUAAAUGAAAAACAAAACAAAGAAGAAAAAAAAACAUUCUCUGCAAGUAGAUGUGGUGCGUUGUGGAGGAACGAUUCGCAGGGGGUCACGUGACACCAGAACCUCCAAAGUGGAACACAAUCCGUUCCGCGACAAACUCAUUUUCCUCAUCGGAAAUAAUGGAAGUAGUAGGAAUCUGUUCCCGGGUCAAACUGGCGCCAUCAUAAAAUCUUCAUGAACGCAAUGAAGAAACUCACAGAACAUUCUUACUUGUCAUACAAGUGUAAAAAGUAGUUAACCACUGCCAGGAGUUAAUUUUACUUUUUUUUUUUCUUCAGAACUCAUAAAACAAAAAGUAAUCCGUUCCCCUGUCAAAAGGUGGCCAUUGUGAGCCCUUCCUUAACUAUCAAAGCAAUACGUUAAGUCACAUUUUAUCAUUCUUCCGUCUGAGUCUUAAGUGUAAAAAUAAGUUAACCGCCGUGCUGUUUAGUAAAAAUAAAGUAAAACUGCUUACUUGCCGAUACUGUCAUCCAGUAGCGUGAUACUGCUGGUUCUAGAAGUGUAUUAGUUAGCGCCUGCGUUAGCAACCGCUUGCUACGAUGAACGUGUGCGUGCAUUUGGCAUUGACUGAAUUGUGUCGCUUGUGAUUUCCACAGUGGAGUCGCGGUUCGCACAUCUGCCUUGGAGCUCUUAAGGUUGGGGCCUUCCCGGAGAAAACCCACGCUAGCAUGUGGGAAAACAGAUUUGAAAACGGGAAUCUCUCGACAGUGAGGCGCAUGUGCGAACCGGCUGGGCGCUGUGCUGCCCUAUUGUUAAAAUGUGCAUUUGAUGGUAAAUUUGCUUUUUUUUU